AUGGUCACGGAACUCCAGCAGAUGGUGAAACAGGUGAAGCACGACGUUUUAAGCAGACAAGUGCCGAACUUCAAGCAGUCAGAGAGCACUACAGAGUUCAAAUCCACUGCAGAGCCAUUCAACCAAGAGAUGGAAACCAAAGUGAUCGAAGACAUCAUUGAACACAUGAAAGGAUCAUUCCUGCGAGCUGCACGUGGUACGAGAGCCAUCAGUGAGGUGGACUCCUCUGUUUCUGCUGCAGCCGUCGACGUUCAACUGCCACUCGGCCGUCUUCCUAUAACUAUUCGCCACAAAAGGGCACACAAUGAUGUGGACGAGAACGCCGGUUGA
This is a messenger RNA of Ostertagia ostertagi, 330 nucleotides long. Lineage: Eukaryota; Metazoa; Nematoda; Chromadorea; Rhabditida; Trichostrongylidae. The record is from the annotation of a GenBank genome assembly.